CCGAGGUUGGUCGGAUUUAUGUGCCACACAAAGCUAGCAGGCUAGUUCAUACGCUGUGGCAGGCUAAUAACGAGCUAAAAUCCGCCGCUUAGGCUGGGAAAAGGUCGAGUUAUGGCGCGGUUGGGGUUGGAGCAACUGUCAGAUUUCGGGGACUAUUCUGGAGGCAAAGAGCUGACUGAUAGCUUGAAACUUAUCAAUAACGAGCAUAAAACCAGCCUGUCAAACGUCAGAUUGAGCCCAGAUGGACGUCACAUUCAUGUCAUCCUCCGCAAGCCUAAGGUUAGUCUUGUGACUUUUGACAAAUAUGAAAGACCCCAUCUGAUCCAGACACAGAAGAAACUGGACGUGCGGUCGGCACGAGGUGUGCCUAUUGUGGAUAUUUUAUAUUUGGACAAUAACAGAAGCAGCAACAGCAACAGGGAUACAGCAGCUGUGGCAGUGAUUUUUGAAGAUGGAAAGGCUGAGUUUUGGAGAUUCCAGGAGUGCAAAUCAGGCUGGCAUCUCCUGCAAACAUCAGACUUGUGCAACAGCCCCCGGGCUAGAGUGGUGUCCGUGUGUGCCUGUGCUAAUCUUAUCAUCUGGUGUGAGGAGAGGCCGCCCUCUGAGAGCUCCCCUGCCCUCAGCUCCACGAGGAACAAACUGAGAUACUGUGUUUGCAGACGUGACUUCGAGGUGGAGGAGGGGGCUGUCAGCUUGGGUGGAGUGAAAAUCGCCCUCCAUAACAACCCUAAAUUCACCGUGGUCAGCUCAGGGGAUUGUGUGCACCUGCUCCCUGACUUGAAAGUUAAACCUCUGCUGAGCAUCUCUAAAUUUUUUCUCUCCUGGUGUCCUCGUCAUGAGUCCUUCACUGUCAGCACUACAUGCAAAAACACACCCCUGAAGAAGCUAUCAUCUAAAGAGUCUGACUUUAAGAGACUGGUGCCAGAUUGUUUGGGAUAUUUAUCAACUAUUGAGCCACCAGAGAUCUAUGACUUUUCACCUACAGGCUGUGGAGGCCUGCUGCUCCUGCUCAGCACAGGUUGGGUGUGUUUUCUGCAGAAAGAUGGAGUGCUGCGGCAGGUUUUUAAACUGGCCGACAACUGUUUGGUUAAAUAUGGCACCGACACUAGCCUCUGCUUGUACCAGGACACUCUGGCUGUGCUUAUAGGGCAAAACUUACAUGUAAUAGAUGUAAACUGUGGGAGAGAACUGGAUAAGCUUGUGGUAAAGAGAGAGGGGAUAUUAUAUUUUAACCGUAAUGAAAAAUGGAUACCUCACCUGCUUACAGAAACGGGAGUUUUUAUGGUAUUAAACAAGGAGACUGACUCCAACAAGAUGAAGCCUUAUGGUUUCAGUGCAGCAGAGAAUAUUGAUCCAGGAGCUCUCCUGGUGGAGGCUGUCUUUGAGGAGGCCUGUAAAUACUACCAGCAGAGGAGCCUGAGUAGCACCCAGCUCACUGUGGACAUCCUGAAGAAGGGAGGGAGAUUCCAGGCCCCCAUCUCUUUAGCCUCCAUCCUCAGGAGCUACCUCCUGAAGCAGAAGGGAGUAGUGGUGUCCCAGAAUGGAGAGGACGGAUGUACUUCAGGGCAGGAUAAGCUUAUGAUUUCGCUGGAGGCCGAGCUCAAGAGUCUGGUCACUCUGGAGGAGGUGAAGGGCAGUUUAGUGAGGGGGAGUGUAAAAGAAGUGGAGGCAGUGUGUGACAUGUUAGUGGAGAAAGAAGUAGCCAGACUGCUGUCCUCAGCAGAGCUGGAUCAGGAGGCUCUGCUUUACCUCAACUCCAUCUUCAGCAUCUUCCCCUGCCAGGCGUGGAGGGCAGCGCAGGCUGCUCUUCAGCUUCACUACAACGGGGAACGCUCUCUGUCCAGCAGGGCCUCACCAGACGUGUGGAAAACUGUCCUCACCCCUGCUGUGACAUCAAGCACUGCCACAUUCACGAACGGCCGGCCCAAACACAACCACAGCCUCAAAGGUGAUCACAUUGCCAACUGUAAAGCCAAACCUCUGAGCUCCACUCUCCCAGCUGCCCUGCCCGUCUUUGAGCUCCUCUGUCACUCUGUUUUUCACUUCCAACCCAGCUGGUUGCCCACCUUCUUGGAGCUCGCCCAGCAGCAGCAGGGCUCCAUGGGGCUGGGCCUGAGCCUGGCCUCUUCAUCAUGGAGCUUCUCCAGCUCUCGAGGAGGAGAAGGUGGAGAGAAAAAUGUGCCACUCUACAAACGGGCCCUGUGCGUUCUCUCCAGCCUGAGCAUGGAACGAGCACAGCAGCAGGACCUGGAAGUGGAGCUGCUGCUGGUCAGCGGGCGACCCAACGCCAUCCUCCAGGCUCUAAGGAUCCUUAUCGCCAUGCAACAGUGGGAGAGGGUUACUCAGGUGGCUCAGAAGUUCUGCAAGCAAAGUCCACUACUCAACAAGGAAAUUUUCACCACUCUGCUGUGCGAGGUGGCCCAGCAUCGAGACCUGGACCGCUACCUGGACUUACUAUGGGCGCUGUGCCCUGAGGACCUCACUGUCACAACUAUUCUCAACUUGGUGCUAAAAAACCUCCCCUCCCCCAACAGCCCCCCUUCAUCCUCCUCCUCCUCCUUCUCCAUGUCCAUCACAUCCCCCUCGUUUCCUGCUCCCUUCGCAGACCCUCAGAACAGCCAGUUGACCAUCGGGCUGCUCAAACCUCUGCUGAGGAAAGUCCUUCAGAGGGAGACUAAACCCAGCCAGCGCUACGCUGACAUCCUGCAGUCUCCAUUGUUUCCCCCUCCUGCACCUCCACGCCAGCCUGCAGAGCAAACAAGCACUGUCACAGACCCUUGCAUAAAUUCAAAUCUGGAUGGUGAAAUUGCAACAGAUUUUCUUGCAGAAACACCAGAAGAGCAGUCACCCAUACACACGACUGUUCCAGGAACCAGGGUGGCACUACCUGCAAACCCAGUCUGAUUCAAAACAAUAACAAAGACGCUUAAAUUCUGUCAUUCCCCACACAUUCUGACCAAACUCUUAACUAAAUGUGUGCUGACAAUCAAAUCAAAACUCAACAUCAGUAUCUUACAAUUAUCAGUGUAAUGCAGUUACUUGUGAUAUUUGACUGUGUUUAAAAUGAAUGGUAUUAUCAGAUGAAGUAUGACUACUAGAAACUAUGAAAUGACUACUGACGAUCUUACCAGUGUAAAUACUGCAGGUCAUUUUAAGCCUUAAUGUGUAUAUACUGUAUCAGUGAUGUUAUUUAUCUCUUUAGCCUUAACUGCACGUGGAUUGAGAAUGUUAUGCAUAAACUUGCAUUGAAUACGCUUAGCCUUUAUUAGAAAACCAAUAAAAAAUGGUAAUAUAUUGUUUUAAACACAGUAAGCAGUCCUGUCUGCUCUGACAAAAAACAAGCCUCCAAAUCCCUCUAUCUGUGGAGUAUCAUGUCAACAUGUGUCGAUUUAUUUUAGUUAAAAGUAGAAGAUUCCUCCUAUUCGUAGCCGAGUUUAGCAAGCUUCCUAAGUGGGUAAUCUCCAGAGUGUUAUCCCAACAAGCUGGCCUUUGUGUUUAAAUGUUUGUUUUAAGAGUGGUAUGGGUUAGAAAAGGGGGAAGAGGGGUCCAAGGUCCCCCCUACUGAUACUAGCUUAACAGGUGCUUAAUCAUUAACCUGGUUUUAUUAGGCUUAUGCAACAUCUGUUAACCAAACUCAAAACCGUCUACCUGCCUGAAUUUUUAAUUCUCGUCAUCCAUUUUUCUCUCCUGACUCCAUCUUAUCCAAUCUGCCUCCCCCCACAGUUGCACUCACAGGACAUUCCUCACAAAAUACUCAGUAAAAGUGACUCACAGUUUGACUUUAAUUCAAUUUUAGAGGUAAUUCUGUUAGGAUUCGAGUGAGGGUUGGGUACGGCGUGACUAACACAGGCGCUCCGCUGCUUGCAUACAGUUGUGUUCGUGCUCCUUCAUGGACCCAGUGAGGGUAAUGUUAUUAGAGAUGUUAGGCCCUCUGUGUUAGCUCUGCCCUGAGACAGAUUGCACUUUUAUAUCACCCCAGUCAGUAUUGUUUUUACCUUGUUGUUAAUGCAUCUGUUGAGAUGAAUGUUUUCUGAUUAAGUGCUGUAAACAAACGCAUAUUUAAGUGCCUGUUAUCUUCAGUGCCUGUGUUAAUUCUUAGUUUGUGUAGCCUGUUUAAGUCAAAGAGAGUGAGUUUUUAUGUAAAUGUUGAGCCCUUGGAAACAAAUAGUGAAUUUCUUACAAACUUUAGGACUCCUUAGUCUUAGGGUAAAGCACUAAAACUCUUCUAAAAACCUCUUAAAUGUGUCGAAUGACAAUCAGACUCCAAAAUGCUGCCGAACAAUCAGAGUGCCUUUCACAGUGCUGCUCUUCAUUUACGGAGCAGUGUCACAUUCCUGAUCCUGCUUCGGCUUCACUCAUAUCCUGGAGAUUAGAGGUCUCUGUAUUGUAGAGUACAGUGUUUUUAAUUUUGUUUUUUGUUUUCGGGGGGGUUAUUGUUUUUAAUAUUUUUGGUUCUAAAUGUGGCCGAAAGCUGUUCGAUUCUGCUGUCUGUUUUUAUGAGAUUUCAAUUUAAAAAUGAAACUAACUGCUGUCUUCCUCUUAUCUGAAUUAGCUUUCUGUUUUGGUGUGGACCAGAUAGGGCUGGACAGUAUGAACUGAAACUCAUAUCUUGAUGUUUUUUAGCUGAGUGUCCGUGUACAACAUGUGACCUGAGUUUGUUUUUUUUUUUUCUGUAAAUGUCACAGCACCAGAAUUAGAAACUUUGAUAUGAGUCUAGUAAGAAUUAGACGAUAGGAGAACCUUUUGACACCACAGUUCUAGACAUGUAAGUGUUUGCAAUGCUUCAUUUUUAAGGAUCAGAAAUGGCCGACAGAUUCCUACACACUGUCUAAAUUGUACAAAAACAUUGGCAAAAAGGGAUGAUCAGUUGCAUCAAUUUAACAUGAGUUUCACCCAUUAUGGGCCCCUGUGACAGACAUCGGCCAGUUACAAAUAUUGUGGGCAUGCACUGAUGCCAGAACGGAUGUUUAUCUGUUGGGUCAUGACAAUUUAAUUCUAGCAUUUAGCGUAGUGAACAGCUGAUUCAGAGAAGGGAUUUAUUAUUGGGCAGAAGGUGUGACGUGUUGGCCAAACUGAUCUGUUGUUGUGGUGAGAGAAAAUGUUUGCUUAUGGGGAGUAAUGAAAGGAAACUCUGGCAUCCGUAUUGUCCAUCAGCUAUGUUGUUUGGUCAUAUUUCCAUGUAUUAAGGAAGUAAAAGUGUCCAAAUAUGUUUCAAAUUGAUAAAGUAUCCAUUAUUUAAAUGCUUGUUGGUAAAAAAAAAAACAAAAAAAAAAACGACACCAACUCAGUGAUCUUCAGUCAUAUUUUAACCAAAAGAGGGGCGGAAUUGCCUAACUUGUAUGAAUACAUGGCAUCAUUUUCUAAAGCAGGUGUAACUGGCAAGGAGCGAGGGUGAAACCCUCACUCCUUGCCAGUUACAGCGUCCCACCAUUUUGCCAAUGUAUUUCCUACCAAUUUCCUCCCUCUUGACCAAAUGUUGACAACACUAUUUUGCAACUUAGAAAGUGUGUGUACGGGUUUGAUGCCAUUCUUUAUGAGCAAAAUAACAAGUUGUCAAAUAUUUGGUGCCCAGCGCCUCUGUUAUUGUUGCUGUGGUAUCAAACAGGUAUCAACAAUGCUCUCCACCCAAUUUACCAAAUGUUGGCAACACAUUUGUGCAAUUUACGUGGUUUGUAGAAGUCUGCUUGCAGUUUUUGAAAAGUGAAGAAUAAAUUGCCCAAUAUUGGAUGUCUAGGACUUAAAUUAUUGUUGCUGUGGUAUCAGACAGGUAGCAUCACUCCUUGUAGGUCCCAACCACUUUACCAAAUGUAGCCAACAUAGUUGUGCUAUUGAGACUGUGAGGAGGUUUGCUGUCAGUUUUUGGUAAUUGAAAAAAUAAUGGUCCAGUGUUUGGUGUCCAGGACUUUUAUUAUUUUUGCUGUGGUAUCAAAUAGGUAUCAGCAUUACUUUUCACUAGCUCCAUCCACUUUCCUUAAUGUUGACAACACAUUUGUGCAAUUUAGACUUUGUUAGGGAGUUUGCUGGCAAUUGCUGAUAUGUGAAAAACAAAUCGUGAGUCCAGGUUUUAAUUUUUUUUGCCUUAGUGUCAAACAGGCAUCAAGUUGAUUAGAUUUUCACUAAUAUUGUAAAUGAAAUGAAAACCAAUUAUUGUUUCCCAUUUAGACUAAACAUUUCAAACAGAUCAACUUGUGGUAAAUAAGCCUAUGAUUGUUGGAAGUUCUGAGUACUGAUAGGCCUCUGGAAUCAACUCUUAAAAACUGUCCAUAUUGCCCAGCCCUAGCGUCAGUCAUGCUCUAGACUAACUGGGAACUCCCUUUCUUCCCCAGACUUUC
Molecule: messenger RNA, 6332 nt
Organism: Cheilinus undulatus (humphead wrasse)
Lineage: Eukaryota; Metazoa; Chordata; Actinopteri; Labriformes; Labridae
Product: Hermansky-Pudlak syndrome 6 protein
Exons: 1
Coding region: 112-2904 (930 amino acids)
Biological process (GO): organelle organization; lysosome localization; melanocyte differentiation
Cellular component (GO): lysosomal membrane; BLOC-2 complex
Source: RefSeq, a predicted model, not a curated record